Ilyonectria robusta is the source of this 1557-nucleotide messenger RNA. RefSeq lists its product as uncharacterized. The annotation marks the transcript as partial. The record is from RefSeq and is a predicted model, not a curated record. The transcript has a single exon. Lineage: Eukaryota; Fungi; Ascomycota; Sordariomycetes; Hypocreales; Nectriaceae.
AUGGCCCAGCCUGGCGAUCCCGGAUGGAAAUGGUUCCCCAACACCAAAGACGGCUGGAGGCUCGACGUCGUCACGCUGCUCGCCGUCAUUGGCGAGUCGUCGAUGGCCGAGCACUCGCAGACCAUCACCGCAUCGCUGCUAUGCCUGCUCCCGCGCCUCAUCCCAGCGCCUCAGGCCCUCCUCAAGCCCUCGCGCCCAAGCCGCAUGCCCGAGACGCUCGCCAAGAUGACGGGCGUCUACAGCGGCACCACGCUCGACUCGGUCGGCUUCUUCGCCACCAUCAUCACGCCGCUCGACGCGCUGCCGGCCUUUAGCUUCCGCGUGCUGGAGAUCAAGCACACGGAUCUCAACCAGUUUGGCGACGUUGAGGUCCCGACCGCCCAGAACCAUUCGCGCCGCUCUGCCCUGUUUCGCCGCUCCUUCUCGUGGGCCCGCUCCGCCGCCCGCCCCGGCACCGGGGAUGUGCCCGACGGCCUGGCCCACAACGAUCACCGGCUUCCGCGGGCCCCCGCCUCCGACGAGGAGAAUGGGCUUCCGCUUCCGAACUUGGCCCAGUCGCCGGACCGGAGCCGGACCGCCCGCACCACCACCAUCCGCCUCCCCGACGAGGCUGAGGGAUCUCCAGCGCCCAAGAUGCUGAGGCGCCGUGCCACAGCCAAGGAAAAGGUCCAGGACAUGCUUUCCAACCCGACUCUGGCCAACAAGGCCGCUCCUCCUGCCGUCCCUGCCAAACUCUUCUCUCCCAUCCACAUCCUCUCCGUCUUAUCCUGUCUACUCAGCAUCGCCCUCAUCAUAUCUGCCGUCAUCUGGGAGGACGGAGCCGCCAUCCUCGCCGUCAGCCUCAUCUCCCUAGCGUCUACCGUCGUGGGCUAUGCCUCCAUCUGGCACCCGAUUCUGAUGAACCGCAAACACACCAACGAGGUGCCCAAGGGCGACGUUAUGAUCCGUACCCGUGAAGGUGCCUUUAUCCUGAUCAAAUGCACCGAAGAGGUCGCCCGUGAGCUCUACUCCGGAACCGAGGAGUGCAAGUACCAUGUCGGCGGCCGCACCUACCGCCUUCUCAUGGCCCUGGGAACAAUCCUCCUGAUGCUCAGCGUGGUUCUUCUCGGUAACUGCACCUGGAACUCACAGAUCUUCAUUGGCGGCUCUUACAUCGUCCUCAACGGGCUCUACUGGGGACUCGGCAUGCUGCCCCGCUCCUACUUCUGGGACCUCUCUCGCUACGAGUGGAAAGACGUCACUCCCAAAGACGCCCGGCGUGCCCACAUCAUCACCGACGACAAAGACCAGCGAGAGGGCUACCCAAGCUUCACGCGGACGCUGUGGUUUGCCAUCCGCGAGACAAAGCUCACGGGCUGGGUCAGCCGUAGUGGCGCUGCCCCUGUGACUGACCAGUGGAAGAAGUGGCUGAGCGAGGCUGAUGAGAACGCUGUGGGCGGGAAGCGAGACUGGAACGCCGUGGCGCGCAAGGACGUAAUUAUGAAGGAAAUGGUGAGAGAGGGUGGGCGCGUGGACGAUGCCGCUCAGCAUGCGCCCGCAACAGAGGUGCAGACUGCC